UUUUUCUUCUUUUUUGCCCUCGAUUAUUCUGAUUAUUCAAUGUUCAAGAUUAUGUUAAAGUGUUUUGGUAGGUGUCAUGUCAGGAAGGCUGUGCAACCGCUGGCCACAGACAGUGUUUCUCUGUAAAAGACGCAGGUGUGUGAUUGAAAUUAGGUAGAAAACAGAAAAGAAACUUACAUGUCUUUGGUCAGUUGAUCAGUAAGGUGAAAGGUCAAUAGACGCUUAUUGUUAUUUUCAUUUGCUGGUUCGCGGUUUCUGGUGUAUCGCAAAGUCUUGGUGAACUUUCAAGACAAUAUGUAAGUGUGAAACAAUUUUUAAUACUUUUUUCUAACUUUCCUCGCAGCAAAGCAGAAGUGUGACUUUCUGCUCAAUUAUGUAACCACAACUCUUCAUUUCCCCCUUGAAACUGUUCUUAGUCACCACUAUGUUUAAUGCAGAUGUGCUGUGGGAAUCGUCACCACUUGCGUUGAGCCUCUGUGUGAAGAGGUCUGGAUAAGUUGCCGGGUGAAUUUGACGGAAAGUUUGGGGCGUUAUUUAUGGUCGGGACUUUUCUGAAAUGAAAGCACCUUGUCUGUGACUGGCUUCAGUUUAUGCGGUGCUCCCUCCACCUGUAGCUCCAAAGCCCGAGAACAGAAUCGCAUGAAACAUGAGAGAACGCGUUUCAUUAUUAAACGGGAGACAAACCGACAAAAAUCAACAUCGACCCAAACCAGGUUUUUGAAUCUAGGUGCAUAUGUAGCACCUUUACUGUUUGUUGUUUGUUGCCCACAAACUUUGAACUGAUCCAUUCGUCUGUAGUUUGGGUGUUGUCUUUCUUUAAAUUUUGAAACCUAUAUAACAUGUUAUCUAAAUCCAGGUAGAUUCACAUUGAGUCAAAGUUACAGUAAAACUGUAAAUAGUUAGACUGGUGCGUGUUUUGUGGAGUAAGUCUAGUCUGCGUGAGGAUAUCUGACACAGACCUGCUGCUCAGACGUAACUGUAGCACAAAGUGUAGAGUUACACACCCGUUGCUACAGCAAUGUUGCUGAGCAACAUCCGAUAACAUUAAAGACGUGUAGAGAUCAGGUUAAACAACUGUCUCAGAUCUGCCUUUGCAGUGUGUCACAAUAGAGCGGUGGUUAUUUCAGCACCGUGGACAGUGCCCGGUCCCCGUCAGCUCAUUUUUCUUUCUUUCUUCUUGUGAGUUUGGACAUUUUUAUUCAUCUUGACGAGGCAGCUAUGGACGCGUGCUUUUCACACACUGAGGAAUAUAAGGAUAACUCUGUAAUCCCCAAACAUUCCGUUUAGAGGAAUGUUCAGGAAGAUUAAUAAUGUGUUCCGCCCAAACCCCGGACACAGAGGACGGGAUGAUGGCCGCGGGUUUCGGUCCGAGCAGGACUACCACAGCGCCUGCACCGUCAGGCUGGUUCGCAGCACCUCCAUGCUUGUGGUGGGCGAGAAAAUUCAGACGGCCGCGGGCUCCACAUUAAAACGGAGCAAAAGUACGGUGAGCAUAGAGUCAACCUUGUACUAUUAUCAGAGGCAAGAGGACAGGAUGUGGCUGUACUCUCAGAAUCAGAACUGCCUGGAGUAUCUGGAAGCACUUGUGGCGUUGAGACGUCAGUACAUAAAGAGUGUGAGUGACUUGAAAAGCAGAGAUCCUAAGGCCACGGUGUCCUCUAAGAAGAAGCCCGCCCCUCCGCCACCUGCUGAGGAAAAAACGACGUCAAGAGCCAAACCCUGUGACCCUCCGGUUUCCACUGAGGAGGACACGCUGCAGUUUUUUGAUGCCGUAAUCGCCAGCUGUGACAAUGAACCUCUGCACAAACCUUACAUGGACGACGGGAACGCUGAUGUGGACUUUAUUGUGGCCACCAGCUCAGCUGAACACGACCUCCACUCCAACUGGUCCCUGCGAGUUCCUCGGGUCGCAGGCGACUCCAAGACACCGGUUCCAGACAGUGCCAAUGAAAGCAUACCAAAGAAGAAGAACCAGAGCGGGUCCACCAGCAGCAGACUGCGGCUGCAGAGGAACCCGAUCCACCUCCCCAAAGUGGUGGAGAGCGCGUUCCAGACGCUGCGCUUCAAGCCCAAAUUAAAAAGGCAGUGAAGCUCCAUGGACGUUUCCAAACAGCACUGCUUGUGUAACACUUUUAGGUUUGUUUAGUUAAAGACAAAGCUCAACACAAAACCUAUGCUGACAAACAAUGCUGACUAAAAACAUAAAAGGCAACUAUAAUUAAAAUCCACCCAACCUGUGGAAUGAAUUUAAUUCCUCCAUAUUUCAGAUCCUGAGUCUUAAAUACAAGGACUUUUCAUUGUCAUGGGUAUCGACUCCAGUUUGACUACGGUUUAUGGUUCAGACCUGCAAACGCUUCAUUUUUUUCGAGGUGUCAAAGCAAGACUUAAAAUUUUAUACUGGCUCCUUCACAGCAAAACACACUUGCUUAAAAAUAAACACAAUUCAGAGUGCUGCAUCAAUGCGCAUUUCAUUGGAAUAAGGUUGCGAUUUGCAAGGCGAGUCCAAGGGCUGAGUGGUUUGAAUAACUGAAAACCAGCCACAUUUAUUGUGCUCCUGAAAACGGUUCCAAUCGUGAGGGGACAGUUCACCAAAUAGUAAUAAAUAUUACAUGACUGACUCACUUGAGAUACCCGUUACCAUCUCCACUGAUGCUGUGCAGCUGAGGGAUUUUUUUUUUCUACAGCAUUGAAUUUUGUAAACAUCCUCUUCAGCCUG
Molecule: messenger RNA, 2716 nt
Organism: Betta splendens (Siamese fighting fish)
Lineage: Eukaryota; Metazoa; Chordata; Actinopteri; Anabantiformes; Osphronemidae
Exons: 3
Coding region: 1292-2089 (265 amino acids)
Source: RefSeq, a predicted model, not a curated record